GCCGAUAACUAGUUUGCGUCAGUUUAGUUGCUCCGCUAACAUUCAGUCUCCGAAUCACCAUUCUCUCGGGUGGCACGAGCGAAGGAUAUUGUGUUGCAAUUCAAGAAGUCUGUGUAAAAUGGCGCCAAAGCGUAAAACCGAAAAAGUUGGUAUAGUUGGCAGCGGUCUCAUUGGGAGAUCAUGGGCGAUGCUCUUCGCUUCAGUCGGCUACCAAGUGACAAUUUUCGAUAUAUGUCCAACGCAAGUCUUGGACGCACUUAAAGAUAUUAAUGUCCAACUAAGAACAUUGGAAAAAGACGGCUUACUACGUGGCAGCCUCGACGCUGAGGAGCAAAACAACUUUAUCAAAGGGUCUACGAAUUUAGCGAAAGCUGUAAAAGAUGCGAUUUUCGUCCAAGAGUGUGUGCCAGAAAACCUAGACCUAAAGAAAAAAGUAUUCCAAGACUUGGACAAAGUUGUAGAUGACAAAACUAUUCUCUCCAGUUCAACAAGUACAACACUGCCGUCACUGUUCUCUGCAGACUUAAAACACAGAUCACAAGUCGUGGUAUCGCAUCCAGUAAAUCCUCCUUAUUACGUGCCGUUAGUUGAAAUAGUACCAGCUCCUUGGACGAAGCCCGAGGUGGCAAAGAAGACCAGAGAAAUAAUGAUAGAGAUUGGACAGGAGCCAGUAUCGCUGUCCAGAGAAAUUGACGGCUUUGUAUUAAAUCGCAUUCAAUACGCCAUUUUAAAUGAAGUCUGGCGUUUGGUUGACGACAAAGUUGUGGACGUUAAGGACGUCGAUAAAGUUAUUUCGGAAGGACUGGGAAUGCGUUACGCUUUCCUCGGCUCCUUAGAAACGGCGCAUUUGAAUGCUGAAGGCAUGAAGAGUUACAUUGAAAGAUAUGGAGAAACUAUCCAUAGUGUGAGUAAUACGUUUGGCGACAUACCACGGAUGACCACGUCUAAGAGCGCGGAUACAAUCUGCGCACAAUUGAACGCGAUGGUCCCGCUGGAGCGACUGCCCGAGCGCCGCGCGUGGCGGGACGCGUGUCUCACGCGAUUGGCGCUCCUUAAGAAGGAAAUGGACACCAAAUACAAUAAAAAUUAAAAUUGGAAUGCCAAAGAGUUAUGUUAAAACAAUGCACAUGGUAUAUUUUAUAAACUGUACAACUGUUCUUAUUUAUUCAUUAAGCAAUCGUUCGGCUUUAUAAAAUCAGUUAUGUGAUAUGUGUGUUAUUAGUUGUUAUAUAUUAAAUGUUAAAAGCAAAAUGAAAACAUUUCAAAAACUUAUUUACUAUUAAAAGAACAAAGCAACUUUGUUAAUAUUUUUUUGAAUUAAAAUGUAAAACCAUACAAAU
Vanessa tameamea is the source of this 1340-nucleotide messenger RNA. RefSeq names its product beta Hydroxy acid dehydrogenase 1 (gene Had1). Lineage: Eukaryota; Metazoa; Arthropoda; Insecta; Lepidoptera; Nymphalidae. Gene Ontology annotation, molecular function: NAD+ binding; L-gulonate 3-dehydrogenase activity. The record is from RefSeq and is a predicted model, not a curated record. The coding region runs from base 119 to 1090 and encodes 323 amino acids. The transcript has 6 exons. Gene Ontology annotation, biological process: fatty acid metabolic process.